Molecule: messenger RNA, 1790 nt
Organism: Loa loa (African eye worm)
Lineage: Eukaryota; Metazoa; Nematoda; Chromadorea; Rhabditida; Onchocercidae
Product: TPR Domain containing protein
Exons: 6
Coding region: 130-933 (267 amino acids)
Molecular function (GO): protein binding
Source: RefSeq, a predicted model, not a curated record
UUGUAGUUCAAAGGUCGAUGAAGGACAAUUCACAUCAUGUAAUGUAGCAUUAUCAGGUGAAACGUUGUACUGAUUUGAUAGAAAACAUCCUGGUCUUAUUAUAAGUUCUUUUUAAAAACAUUGUCAACAAUGGCUGGCACGAGUAAAGCGAAUGAUGGCGAUGAUUUUACAUCGUUUGGUUCAUCAGCAAAAAAUGUUGUAAAUGAUAUUAAUGCGAAGAUGGAAGGUAAUGGAGGCGAUGAUAUUGUACACAAAGCUCUUAAUGAUGAUAUUCAAGAUGGAAGUAAUAAAGAUAAAAGUAUCCCCAAGCAAAAUGACAAAGAAAUGGAUGAAACGAAGAGGAAAGAGGGAUUAGAAAAGCGUAAAGAACAAGAAGCAGCACUAUCCGAAGAGGAGUUAAAAAAUCUUCGAGAACAAUCUCAAGCGUUUAAAGCUCAAGGGAAUGAUCAUUUUGGUGAGGGAUUUUGGUAUGAAGCAGCUCAUUCUUACACGAAAGCUUUGGACAUUUGUCCACUCAUGUACACUUCUGACAGAGCAACAUAUUUGAGUAAUCGAGCUGCUGCAUAUAUAAAACUUAGGGAUUGGGAAAAAGCUAUCGAAGAUUGUAGUGAGGCGUUAGAAAUUGGUGCACCAAAUGAUAAACCCUUGGAAAGACGUGCUCACUCUUAUGCCCAAUUGGAAGAGAAGUAUGAACAAGCCGUUGAAGAUUAUGAAUCGUUACUAAAAAUGUACCCUAAUAGGAAGGAUUACGUCAAGAAAAUUGCUGAUUUGAAACAGGCAAUCAAUGAGCGGAAUGAAAGGAUGAAGAGGGAAAUGAUCUCGAAACUGAAAGAUUUGGGAAAUAUGUGCUUGAAACCGUUCGGUUUGUCAACGGAUAACUUCGAAAUGGUACAACAACCGGGUGGAGGAUAUUCGAUAAGUAUGAAAAAGUGAUGUUUUCUCCUUAUAUCGUCAGUUUUGUGUUACAUUUUUCGUCUCGAGUGUGCAUAAGUUCAUACUCAUAAGAUACCUCUUAGAGGUAUCUUAUUCAUGUUAAGCUGUGUUUUUGACAAGAUGCUACCUGAACAUACUGACGAGCGAUGCGCUUUAUGUUUCUCUUUUGAUGAUGGAUUUCAAAUAAUAUUUUUAAGCCGCAUGACAUUUCUUAUUUAUCCUUUUUUUCAAUAGUAAAGGAAUUUUACGACAUUUGCUUUUUCUAUGUAAUGCAUUGCACCGCAGUUUUCAGUACCUUUUUUUAGAGCAGUUGCCUGUAUUUGCUCUUGAUUAUUCUCGCUAAUUAUAGAAAUUUGCUUUCUUGUAACUCAGCCAGUGUAUAUUAAUUGUCUCCAUUAAGCUACAUGAUGGUAUUGAUGUUACUCCCUAUUUUACAUAGAAACGCGGGGGAAAAAGGCAUGUUUAGUGGCUAAGGCAAUCCACCCCCCUAACAAUGAGGUAAAAUUUGUUUAAUCCCAUUCCAACUGAUAUUGUAACGCUUCAUUCGUGAACAGUGUUUUAUUAAAGCAUUUACUUAACAGUUAAUUUUUUGCGACCUGUCCAUAACUUCAAAACUCGAUAAAUAAAUUCCAGAAGCGCACCACCAUCAAAAUUACCUCGUACAAUGCAUUGACCACACUGGAUCGUAGACAAAGUAAAAAUAUGUAUAAGUCUUUCCAAAUAGUUCACGAUACUAACAAAUCGCAAUAUAUAUUAAGUGCGCUUAAUGUACAAUUAUCAAUUGUGGAACCGAAAUUUGUCUCCACAUCAGGAUUCACUCGAAAGACAUUCCUAAAUUGGAGCGAAUCCGGUCCGCC